This is a messenger RNA of Besnoitia besnoiti, 1929 nucleotides long. RefSeq names its product protein phosphatase 2C domain-containing protein. Gene Ontology annotation, molecular function: cation binding; protein serine/threonine phosphatase activity. Lineage: Eukaryota; Apicomplexa; Conoidasida; Eucoccidiorida; Sarcocystidae. The transcript has a single exon. The record is from RefSeq and is a predicted model, not a curated record. Gene Ontology annotation, biological process: protein dephosphorylation. Bases 1 to 1929 code for a protein of 642 amino acids.
AUGGGAUUUCUUCCUGCAGAGGCACGGCGCGUGCCUCAAGGCGUCCCAGUCGCGUCGAGCCCCGCAGCGCAAAACGGCCGUCCGACCGACACAAGAAACCCAGGAGUCAGUGCAGGUUCACCUCUUCCGGUGGUGAUUUGUGGCAUCGGCUGGUCGGAGGACCAAGGCGCUCGACCCGACAUGGAAGAUGGAAUGCUGGUCAUCGCCGAUAUCGCGGGUGUCGCGCACGCCUGGCUCCUCGCCAUUUACGACGGUCACGGCGGCCGCCAGACUGUGAGCGCGCUGCUGGACAAACUGCAUGUCAACGUUUUGCGUCAUCUUCGCAGCAGAGCCGGGGCCCGCUGGCAAGUCUGCCAACAGCGCGCGUCGGCGCGCAUCCGCGACAUUCAGCGUCGAAUGCAGCAGCUCUCCUCUGACCAGCAAAGGGCCCUCACGGAUCUUUCGGUUCCCAUGCCUUCGCCGGAAAGCCUGCUCGGCUUGCUUCGCCUGAACUGCAUCUUUCAGUGGCUUCUCCAAUGUGGGGAUCCGACCGCACAAGGAACCGGAGUGGAUCCUGAAAGAGCGCCCUUUGCCGCCCCGAGUUUUUUGACUAUCUGCAGCGACGAGGACGUCCACGCGGCGCUCAACGACGCCUUCAUUCAGACCGACCACGAAAUUCUGCGCGAGCAAGUUGUGCAGAGCGGCGCCACGGCGUGUCUGUGCCUCGUGAGGCCAGUUCUGCGUUUGGAGCGUCUUCUCGAACUGAAUCCAGAGGAUCUGACGGAGGCAGACUGGGCUGUCUUUUCGCAGGUGCGCCACAGCGCCGACGCGGUGGCAUCCGCAGCGCGUGCACAAGCUGAGAGCCAACUCGUGGGCAUGGACGUCACCGUCGCACACCUUGGGGACAGCCGCGCAGUUCUGGCGUACGCAGACGGGCACGCAGACCGCCUCACGCAUCCAUCCGACCACAAAGCGAGUUGCGAUCGGGAGGUCGCCCGCGUGGAGGAGCUCGGCGGAUAUGUCUUUGGCGAGAGGGUCAACGGCAUGCUGGCGAUCGGGAGGGCCUUCGGAGACUGGUCGCUCAAGCUGCCCUCAGAAACCAUCCAGGAGAUCGUGCAGGCAUCUUCGCCCACGAGUCGCGCCUUCGACAGACUCCGCACGAUGUUUGGCGGGUCGCCGACAUCCGCCGCCGAUCACCUCGAGAGCGGCGGGCGACGCUACGUCGUCAGCAACGAACCCGACGUGCGGACGCAACGCCUCUCUGGAGGCGCCGCGUCGUGCACGAAGCGCUCUCAGAUGCCAGCGUCGCCGCGGCCUUCCCCGAGCGGGCAGCCGGCGCUGCUCAUCCUCGGAUGCGACGGGCUCUUCGACGUGUGCUCAGACCAGACAGUCGCGCGGCUCUCUCUCGAGUUCCUUCACAAACUCGCCGCAGCGCACCCCGACAUGACGCCGUCCGAAGCCGCGGAGGCGACAGCGCGGAUGCUUAUUGAAGAAGCCAUCGGCGUGCGCAGCAGCACAGACAAUGUGUCGGUCCUCGUCGCACUGCUGCAUCCGUUCGGCUUCAGCGAGCGCGUCGCCGCCCUCCCCUGCGCCUCCCCAAGAAGGGGCGUCAGCCUCCCGACGCUCCAGGCGGGUUGGCUCUCGCAGAGCGCCGCGCCGUCGAUGCGGUCGUCGCUCACUGAGGGCGUGGCUCGCCACGUUUUCGCGUCGAAGACGCCCCGAACGGCCGCGCCAGAGGCGCUAGCCCGCGCAGCGUUGGCGGCUGACGCCAACACAGGAGUCCACGAAACCGCCCGCGCCGACCAGGUUGCUGCGCCGAGCGACUGUGGGCAGUCAGUCACCCCAGAUCUCUCCGCGUCGGCUGGCUGGGCGGGCGGCUGGCUCGCCAAGGGCCUCGCCAACACGCUCCAUGAGGCGUCUUCCCGUAUUGCCUCGGCGAUUCCUUAUUAG